This is a messenger RNA of Daucus carota subsp. sativus, 1861 nucleotides long. RefSeq lists its product as uncharacterized. NCBI's taxonomy places the organism in Eukaryota, Viridiplantae, Streptophyta, Magnoliopsida, Apiales, Apiaceae. The coding region runs from base 435 to 1610 and encodes 391 amino acids. The transcript is spliced from 2 exons. The record is from RefSeq and is a predicted model, not a curated record.
GUUGCUGGAGACAGCCUGUCCCCAAAGUCAUCUCUCUCCCAUCUCUCUCUCCUCUCCUCUCAUCUCUCUCUCUCUCUUUCUCUCUCUCGCGUUUUGCUUUCUCAUUUCUCUCCCACCUUGCAUUCUCUCUCGCAUUCUCAUCUUACCAGGAGCACAGAUCCGGAUCCCGCGUCUUGCUAUCUCUCCAACCGGUUGUCAUCUAGGUGGUGGUUCUAUUCCGAUAUUUGAAGAUUUGGGGUAUUUGUGUAUUCUGUAUUGAGUUGAAUUAUAUAACUUAAAAGGGAGAACCAGAUGUUUUGAUGAGGUUGCGAGACAAAAUUGAAUAGAAGGGGUAUAAGCUGUUCUGUUUCUCUUAGUUUUUGUUGGGAAUACUUGGCUACGUAACUCCCAAGGAUUCUCAUUGUAUCAAUGCGGCCUAGAAUUUGUUUUGGGUAAUGCCCCAGAAGAGGUUUGAUGCUGAUGCACUUGGUGUGGUGACAGUUUGUUUGGUUUCAAUUUUUGUAGUCUUUGCAUUCUUUUGCAUCGUGUACUGUGUUUAUUUUCGAACGCGCGUUCGUAGGCAGGGGUUUGUUCGUCUUGGAUAUUUUAAUGGGCCUUGGAUUAUCCGAAUCACAUUUAUCUUGUUUGCAAUCUGGUGGUGUGUUGGUGAGAUUAUACGGUUGAACCUUUUGAGGAGUGAGGGUAGACUACUGAAUGUUAAUUUGGAAUGGCAGAGGACUGUUUGCAAAGGCUACAUUGUUUCAAACUUAGGGUUUGCAGAACCUUGCUUUUUGCUAACACUGGUGUUCCUUCUUCGCGGAUCAUUACAGGGGACAGAGUCCGAGACUUUGAGCCAGAAAUGGAAUUGCAAAACUGCGGGCUAUAUACUUCUGUAUUGCUUUCCCAUGUUUGUACUGCAGCUGAUGGUAAUUAUAAUCGGACCAAGGUUAAACAAGGGUGGGAGUUAUUCGCACCAGUUGCCCCGUUACUUCACAAACACAGUUGCAGCAUCUAUGAGUAAGAAUGCCGCUGAUGUAGCUCUAUGUACUUAUCCUUUAUUGAGUACCAUAUUUCUUGGUAUAUUUGCUACAGUCCUAACUGCAUACUUGUUCUGGCUUGGGAGCCGGAUCCUGUAUUUGGUCAUCAAUAAAGGGUUGCAUAAGAGAGUCUACACUUUGAUAAUAUCCGUCACUAGUUUUGUUCCUUUGAGGGUCAUCUUGCUAGGUUUAUCAGUACUGUCGAAGCCUGAACAUGUUUGGUUCGAAACCCUUUCGUUUUUAGCUUUUCUUUCCCUCCUAUGUUGUUCUGGUUUUGGAGUUUGCAUACUGGUUUACUUUCCAAUUGCUGAUUCAUUAGCUUUGAGGAAUGUGCAAGACAUGGAGGCUGGAAGUAGUGAUGAUCAACAGGACACUGUUUCACUGAUUACUAACCAAAGCCCUCUAGAAGAAAUUAGCUUAGGGAGAAACUCUGGUACUUCAGCUAAGCGUGGUUCCAUCUCUUUCCGCACAAUGGAUCAAGACCAUCAAACCUCAGGAACAUUUGUGGAAUUGAGCCUCUUCUCUGCUAGCCAACAUUCAAGCCCACCUGGAUCACCUCAACUUAUGGGAUGGCCCAUGCUCCAUCCUGCCUAAUUGUAAGAACACUAAAAAUGAUCAAGUAGCCGGGGUCCCAGUAAAGUCCAUUUUGUGAUUGUAAAGGAUUAGUUCUAUUAAGGAUUGCAUUUUUGUGUUGUGCAUUUAUAUUGUUUUCAUUUGAGAUGUACUGGUUUGUCUGCUGCCCACCUAUCUUUUUCCUUGGGUGGAACUGUAAAAUAUUUUCUCCCGACAUAUUUUGAUAACAAUUUACAAUAGAUUUGAAUCAAGGCAUUACUUUCAAGAGGUGA